Xyrichtys novacula (pearly razorfish) is the source of this 22535-nucleotide messenger RNA. NCBI's taxonomy places the organism in Eukaryota, Metazoa, Chordata, Actinopteri, Labriformes, Labridae. The record is from the annotation of a GenBank genome assembly.
GAACGCUAGCGGCAUUUUACAAAUCAUGAGACCCAUCAUGGGACUGUAUUGCUCCAGUUUUUAACACCGGGGAUUUUGGUCAUAUUUACCGGCGCCAUGGCUGUGGAAACCAUCGCACCUGACUGGGAGUUUGACCGUUUUGAUGACGGUUCACAGAGUAAGUACCUGACGUGCUAAAGUGAACUGACGUUACGCUACCUGCACUGUUAGCUUCCGUUAUUAGCAGGAUGCAUUGACUUCGGGCUCCGUCUAAUUGCUGAAAGACAACAUCUGCUAAUGUUGAUUGCAAACAAACACUUGGCAAAUGAACUCAUAAUAGGGAGUAUUUAUAGUAGCAUUAUAACUAUUCACACACGGCAUCCUCGGGACAGUGUUUUAUUUAUGAAAUAAUCUUUUUGGAAGUAACGUGACAACAAAGUUAGCAGGCAUUAAUCACCGUCAUCAGUCAGACAGCUGAUCAGUCUGACAGGUUACAGUUUUUCUCGUUUGCUUUGGCUCGGAUCUCAGAUGAGAAAAGUAUUUUUUAGAAACACUGAGCUCUAAUCUCUGAACGAUUAGUUUGUCAUACAGAAGAGAGCAUAAUGUUACAUUCAUUCAAGUAGAUUGCAUUGUUUUGAUCCGUGUGUAUACACCAUAGACUGUAUAGUAUACACUUCUCUACCAAUCUGCACCCAAAUCACACGCCAGCUGAUUCUAACGGAGUUUUUUAUUGUCUUCAUAGUUUGACCAUCACAUGCAAAAUAAUCCAUCUGCUUCUCAAAAUUUGUCAAACAUGCUUAUAUAUACUGAUGUUUGGAUUUAUCGUUGACAUGAAGUGUUUGUAAGGCUUCCCCACAGUAACUAAAGAUCUGCCUGGUGAGAUAAUUGAGUAGGAAUUACAAUCAACUAACAUGCAGUCAAGUUUGGAAGCAUAAAUAUGUGGAGCUUUUCCACAAAGAUCCCAUGAAGAUGUGAGAUUACACAGUCAUGUAGCCUUCUGUGAAGUGUGCCAAAUGAUAGACUAAUACUUGUAGACCAAAACAAAAACAGGUUUUUCAUUCAUUGAAAAAAUCAUUCUUAUUUUGAUGAGGAUUAUUAGGUGGAGAAGCAUUUUUACAUAUUGACCUGUGUGGCUAACAUAACCUUUCAUUUUGGUGACAGCGGCUUCAACAACUGACAGAAACACUCAGUUCUGAAAUGUGAAUUAAAUAGUUGUUAGUGUCUCGCUAUCUUUUGCAAAUAUUCAAGGGAGUUUUGAUGUAUUGUUAAAAUGUUGUGGUGAUUUUACUUACUGGUAAAAGAAAGUUUCCAAAAAUUUAAAACCAAACAUUUUAUUCAGUAUUUUAACAACAUAGUUGUUCUGCUUCUAAUCAUCUGCAGAAGCACUUUAACGUGAAUCUGUAAGUCAUGAAUCUGGCAUCAGACCCUCUGAAGUGACCAAACAUUUAAUCCUGUAGAAAUACACCUCGAGGUUCAGCUGAAGAACUACAGCCGGUUUCUUGAAGAGUACACCUCUCAGCUGAGGGGGAUCGAGGAGGCUCUAGACGACUCUAUCGGGGAGGUUUGGGACUUUACUCUGGAUCCCAUCGCUCUAAAGGUAAUACUCCAAAAACCACCAACAGAAUAUCACCCUGAAGAGAUAACACUGUUCUCCUCAUGUACUACUACUUUCUUCUUUCUUUCAGCUCCUCCCAUAUGAACAGUCCUCUUUACUGGAGUUAAUCAAAACAGACAACAAGGUAAAUAAAGACGACUAUUGAACUUUCCUCUUGUUGUUAAGUCUUCCUUAUUUAGUAAUAAGCAUUCUGUUUGUGCAGGUCCUGAACAAAGUCAUCACAGUCUAUGCUGCUCUCUGCAGCGAGGUGAAAAAGCUCAAGUAUGAGGUAAGCUCUCAGUUGCAGUUUGUGUUUGAGGUUAGUUUGGUUUGUGGCUUUAACCAUUUGUGUCUUAAAAGGAGCUCCGGGGGAUUACCUACUAUCCAACAGAAGUGUUGUUUGUCUAUAUUUGAUGUUUCUCACCUGAGCACCCUUUGAGUACUGUAGCGACAGAACCAAAAAAGUCGCUUGAGCUCGGAGUCGGGUCUCUCUCUGUCCGACGCACUGCCUUAAUCAAACAAAAAAAAUGCCAACACAAAUACGCUUCGUUUGAAGGUUGAUUAAACAAAAGGCAAAUAACUGACAACUACCAAAUAAAAUAAAAUAAACAACAAUCUAACAAAACCAAAGUCUGCGGCGGUGACGGCGGCGAUCAACAAAAAUUAUGGCGUCCCGCCCCUGUGCUCUCCACAAAGCCAAAUCAAAUCCCAGGUGUGCUCAGGUCCUCAUAAUAACAAAUCACCGCCCCUAUUUGUGACGUAAUCCCCGUGAUGACCCCAAACAAUAUCAAACACCACAUGUGACAACCCAAAUAAUUCAACUUCAAAAAUAAAUCUAUUCAUGGCUCUAACAAGUACUUUUGUGGUGUUAUAUAUGAGACUCUCAUAUUCUGUUUGUCUGGAAUCAUUUGAAUUUAAAAUCGUUUUUUUUUAUAAACAUCUAUGUGUAAUCGCUCGCAGUUUUCUUGUCUUUGCUGAUGCAUUGCUAUACUCUUGACACCACAGACAGCUGUAUAGUCAUUCACAGAGAACUUUUCGUUAACUUCUUUACAAACAGAUGUCUGAUCCAGUACCCCUGUUUAUGUUCUCUUUUGCAGGCAGAGACCAAGUUCUACAAUGGCUUAUUGUACUACGGAGAAGGAGGUAACAGAUGAGCACAUUUUAUCGACUUGUACGAGUUUUUACUUCUGUUGUUAUCUUUGCUUUUUGAUUCAUAAUGUUUUUGCCACAGUGUCUGACACCAGUGUUGUCGAGGGAGAGUCUCAGGUUCAGAUGGGCAGAUUUAUCUCAUUCCUUCAGGUAAGCUUGAAUAACUAAUGGCAGAAUGUGUUAAACUGAAAUCCUGGAUCCACUAAUAGUUUCUCUCUUCAACAGGAACUGUCCUGUUUUGUGACAAGAUGUUAUGAAGUGGUGGUCAACAUUGUACAUCAGCUGGCUGCGCUCUACAACAGCAGCAAGUAAGAGCCUAAAACUGAAGCUAGUCAUGUUACACAGUGGAUGUACUGUUCUUGUUGGGUGGGCUUACUUCCCCACAUUAUCAAAAGGGCCUUUCUACGCUUGGCAUGCAGUCAUAGGAGCAGCUUACAAACUCCAAAUCCGGUUAAUUACUUCAUUCAUGUUUAACAAUAAUGAUCAAAAGCAUGAAAGUAUCUCUCUUCUUUGUAUUUUAGAGUGGCAACUAAAAUCAUCGAGUCAUCAGGUGUUCAUUUCCAGGUGGGAAUUAAGAUUCAUCAGAUUUUUCUGUAACUUCAGUUCAUCUGUAUUUUCUCCUGUGCUGAAUAUUAAAUCAUCUUCUGUAUCCCGGCUACAGAUAGUGUACGAACAUCUUGGCGAGUUGUUGGUGGUUCUCCUCACACUUGAUGAGAUAAUGGAAAAUCAUGGCACACUGAAAGACCACUGGAAAAUGUACAAAAGGUAAACACAGAGUCAAACACAACAUGAUGACAAGAGAGUCUGAGACCAAGGAAAAUCUGGAUUUAAAAAAAAAAAAACAAUGGUUGGUUGUUUGACACACUGACUCAGUGCAAAAAAAAAAAAGCUCUUAUUAGUGUAUGAUCACACUAAAAAGUCACACGCAUAUUUAGUUUGAGAAUUAUAACAGAAUGGAUGUGUGAGAGUGUGUAUUCUAUUACCAGAAUAUAAUAUUUUUAUUAUUAUAUUCUAGUAAUAUGUAGAAUUAUGAUUUAGUAUAUUAUUCCAGUGAAGUAAGCGUAAAAUUCCAGUUUACUUAUCCCCUUUGCUGAUCUUGUUGUUUGUUAUCUGUUCAAACAUACGUGCUGUAGUACUUAAACUUCAAACUGGGCUUUCAUGUUUGGUAACUGUAUCCUCUGGUUGUAGGAUGUUGAAAUCUGUGCACCAUAACCCAGGAAAGUUUUCCAUCCCUGAGGAGAAGCUGAAACCGUUUGAAAAACUCCUGCUGAAGCUGGAGGGUCAGCUUCUGGAUGGCAUGAUACUACAGGUGUGUCAUUUUUUCCCCCUUUUGUUUCAUUAUAAAACUGAUUUUCAGUAUUCUGACUCACCACAGUUCCUGUUUUUGUAUUAAUCAAACAUCUCUUUGUUUUCUGAAGCCAUAAACACAAACAUACUUCUGUUUGCAUGUAUGAACAUUAUGAUCUUUACACCUCUGUGACAGGCCUGCGUAGAGCAGAGAUUUGAUGAUCCUGGGGAAGGAGUUGCUGUUUCUAAAAACAGCGCUUUUGCAGAGGAGUUUGCAUUCAACAUUCGCACAAUAUUCACCAACAUUGAGUCUAAAAUUGGUCAGUUUGUCUCGUUAUGAUACAUUUUUCAUAUGCGAGUACUCUUUCCUGCAAUGUCAAAGUAAGUUCUUUUUGUCUCUGUUUUGUUUUCAGGUGAACCCUCAGAGAUCGACCAGAGGGAUAAAUAUGCCGGGGUCUGCGGUCUCUUUGUGCUCCACUUUCACAUUUUUAGGAGUGUGGACAAGAAGUUCUACAAAUCUCUGCUGGAUGUCUGUAAAAAGGUAGCUCAGUCUUUUUGCCCUCUGUGCUUUUUUUCUGUGUCUUGAUCUCACAACAGUUAAAAAAAAACUCUUUCAUGUUUAUCGUAUGUCCCUUUUAGGUUCCAGCUGUCACUCUGACUUCAAACAUCAUCUGGUUUCCUGACACCUUCCUCAUCACAAAGGUCCCUGCUGCAGCAAAACUGAUGGAUAAGAAGAGUCUUCAGGCCAUCCGAGCACAGAGAGACACCUUUUUGCAGCAAAGAGCUCAGACACUUACAAAGUUAGUGUAGGCCUUAAACAAAUCGAUUUCCUUGUUAAAAAAAUCAGAUUUUAUGUUUUUGAGUUCACUUGCUUUUUUCCUCUGUUCUACAGGGAUGUUCAGUCUUACUACGUGUUUGUAACUUCUUGGAUGAUGAAGAUGGAGUCGAUAUUGUCCAAGGAACAGAAAAGUGACAAGUUGGCUGAAGACCUCAACAGCAGGUGUAAUGUGUUUGUGCAGGUAAGAACUAAAGGAGCCAUAUCAUCAUAUAAACUCAAGAUUAAAGCAUGAAGACCAGAUCACCAAACUGUAUUUAAAUCUACUUCUUCAACUUCAAGCUCCUGUAGUUCAAAAAAGUUUGACCAGAAUGACCCAUUCAGUGUUUUGUUUUGUGAGCAGCAAAUUCAGUGUUACUGUCAGUUUUUAAGGCACACUUUAAACUAUAAAGUAGACCAAGAAUGAUGUCAUCAACAGCCAGAAUGAGACCACUUAAGAUGAUUUUAUUUGAAGGGAUAGAAAGCACAAACUACAAAUAUCUCCUUCCAUAUUUUCAGUGUCUGUCACUUGGCUAGACCAUCAUCUGACCUACAAAUGGAACUGUAUGUGUCCAGUCCCAAAUCUCAAAACAAAGACCUGUUACUUGUUACAAGAGAUUUACAUCCUAAAAAAUUAAGUCUCAGUCUUUUGAAUGAGUAUAAAGCGAUCAAAGAAAGUUAAAACCAUAAGAUUUUUGUUCAAAUUUGAGGCUUUUUGAUGGUCUCAGAGGAAUUUCUUUUGCUCAACACUCUUGAAAGGCUUAUUGAGAAAUUUCAGGGAAUUUUUUUAGGUAAAAAUUUCUCAGUUUAACAAAUCGGGUGCAACAAGCUGCAUGUAUUCUAUAAAACUUUGCUCAUUUACUUUGUUAUAAACUUUGAAACUACAUGAUCAAAAUUUGGAACUGUUGAAAAGUUUUAGGACAUUUUGAACUCUAAAUCCAGCCCUUUGCUGGGACCAGGAUCAUUCCAGUUUUUGUAGAAACAGGAUCUCAAUCCUGCUCUGGUUGCCAGAACAAAACACACUGAAGGUCUGAUCCAGAUCAGGCAAAAAUUUGGAAAAUUAUGGUCGUCCCAUUUUUUAAAAAGAAAGAGAGAAAUUUUUAAACAAACAAACAGACCACAAAAAUUGAUCUGAACUUUGUUACACAUGUUUAAGAUGAAUGUUUUCUUUUGAUACAGUUUUCCUCUCUGUCUUUCCCCUCACAGGGCAUUCUGUAUGCGUACAGCAUCAGCACCAUCAUCAAAACCACCAUGAACAUGUACAUGUCCAUGCAGAAGCCCAUGACCAAGACGUCUGUCAAAGCUCUGUGUCGACUCGUUGAACUGCUCAAGGUUCAUAUUUUCCUUUUUCCCUCUUUGACGUGCUUAACGCCACAGUUUCAUCUGUUUGAAUGACACAAAAAGAAAGCUUCAUGUGUCGGCUGAUGUGUUUUGUCGCUCCUCAGGCUGUGGAGCACACGUUUCACAGACGCUCCAUGGUUGUAGCCGACUCAGUCUCUCACAUCACUCAGCAGCUGCAGUCACAGGCACUCAAUGCCAUCGGUGUUGCUAAGGUAUCUACCCACCCAAAAAGAUUGUCAGAUAGUGCAGAUGAGAUUUAUUUAAGGAGUGUCCUUUCUGUGUUUUCCUUUGUUGAAUGGAAAGGCUUGAGAGAGACAGAAUAUAUAUAUGUGGGUAAAGAUGUAAAACUAAUCAUGUUGGGAAGGAAAAUCAGUCCUAUAAGCAGUGUGAUAAGGACUGUAGCCUCUGUACAUUGGAUGCCUGCUGAGCUAUUUACAUUUUUUGACUAAGUGUGUUUGUGUCUUUGUAGAAAAGAGUGAUUUCUGACAAGAAAUACAGCCAACAGCGACUGGACGUGCUCUCAUCUUUAGUGAUGGCAGAAAAUGCUCUAAAUGGUCCGAGCACGAAGGAGCGACGGCUGGUGGUGGCUCUAGCGCUGUGUGUCGGCACUCAGCUGGUAUGUGGGGAAAAGCUCUUGUGUCAUUAUGAACUCUCAUGAUUCACAGCCUGAAGUUGAAAUCUCGUGCUGUCUUGCAGAAAACCUUCAAAGAUGAGGAGCUGCCUCCUUUGCAGCUGGUGCUGAAGAAGCUUGAUCUGAUCAGCGAGCUGAGUGAGAGGUGGGAAUACAUUUGUUUAUCAUUUGAGGGUAAAAAUGUGGGGGGCUCUGUUUUGUAUGUGCAAGUCUGUGUUUGGGUGUUAUUGGCUUUCAGUAAAAAAAGGUGCACAGAAGGGUAAAGAAAAGGUCAUAGUAAUAAAAUCAUUAUCGAUUACAUUAAAACCCUGCAGCUCAGUCAACAGGUCAUCACUUUUCUUUUUUAAUCACAAAUAUUUCUCUGGUAUCUUGCAUUCAGUAAAUGCUGAUUUUGGAUGUUUUUGUAACUGCAUCCUAAAGUCCUGGUAUUGAUGCAAAAAUGUUGCAUUCUUUCUUUUUUUAGAAAAACAAGCGCAUUUAAAAACGGUUUUCUUUUCAGGGUCAAGCUUCAGUGUGACUGUAGUUUCCUCUACUGGCACAGAGCCGUGUUUCCCAUCUACUUGGAUGAUGUGUAUGAUAACGCUGUGGAUGCAGCACGAAUACAUGUAAGUUAUAAUCAUACAUGUACAUGUACAGUAUAGUAAUACAUGUAAGAUACAUGGGCAGUGUGCAAAUUCACAUGCACUCUUGUUGUUGGAUUUAUAUGAACAAGACUCAUUAACCUAUCCCAAUAGAUUUUCGUGUUCCCAAAACCCCCUAUUUUUGAUCCUGUUUUUGAAGGGAGACAGUCUGUAUUAGAUGAAUAUCGGGUUUUGCACCUUUAACACAAACACAAUAGACUGAGAUCUUUUGAUUAAAACACGAUGAUUGUUUACUGCUUGUGUCAAUCAGCUGCUCUGACAAGGUCAUUUUUUUCUAUGUUGAUGUUGUGUUCUCCUGUGUGACGCCUGUGAUUGGCUGGUAUAGUACAUGUUUAGUGCUCUGAGGGACAGCGUACCUUCAAUGCUGCACGCCAAACACAUGGAGUCAUGUGACCAGCUGCUGGAGAGUUAUGACAAGGAGAUCAUGGACGUUUUUCACGAGGUGAGAGCCGAUGAUAAACACAUAGAGGAAAACGUGUUGUGUGGUGUGAGGAUAUUUGAUUGUGCUGAAGAAUCAAACGUCCAUGGCUGGGACGAACAUUUGUAAACGGCACUCCUCUCGGUUUCUGACUCUGGUAGCACCUGCUGGACAAGCUGUGUAAGGAGAUCGAGAAGGACCUGCGUCUCUCUGUUCACACACACCUGAAGCUGGAUGACAGGAACCCUUUUAAGGUCGGCCUGAAGGAUCUGGCUCACUUCUUCUCCCUCAAACCCAUCAGAUUCUUCAACCGCUUCAUCCAUAUCAAAGGUGCAGAGAGACGUGUUCACAUGUUCUGGUUAAAAGAGACGAGUUUACACUUUAAUGUUUGUUUACUUUUAGAUUUGGUCUAAUAUUUUUAUAAAUCCUUUUGGCAUCAACUAAUUUAAUUUGAAUGAAAGGGCACAUAUGUGACUUGUGAUCACUGAUAUUGACAUCUAUAUAGAUCCAACCUAUAACUAUAACUGAACUUUGUGGUGUCAGAAAAUGUCCACAUGGUUUAUCUCAUCUCAUUUGUCAUGUUUUUUUUUCUGGUUCUGCAGCUUAUGUGACUCACUACCUGGAUAAAACUUUCUACAACCUGACAACUGUGGCUCUGCAUGAUUGGGCCACCUACAGUGAGAUGAGGAACCUCGCUACACAGCGAUAUGGACUCACCAUGACGGAGGCUCACCUACCCAGCCAGACCCUGGAGCAGGUCUGUGUGCUGGGCACUUUUUUACUUUUUUCAUCAGAUUUUUUUUUUACAUUUUGUAGAAAAAGGUGUCAUGGGAACAAUUUGACAAAGAAGCAAUAAAAUAUUUGGACAAUUAUGGAACUGACAUAGUAGAGUUCAUUCUUUGUGUUUUCAUUAGGGUCUGGAUGUUCUGGAGAUCAUGAGGAACAUUCAUGUUUUUGUCUCACGUUACCUUUAUAACCUCAACAACCAGGUAAGAGCCCAACCUUUUCCAUCUCUAUAAAAGCAGCUGUUAUUGCAGUGUUCACAUUUUCAUUUUUCUUCCACCAGAUCUUCAUAGAGAAGGCAAGCAACAACAAGCACCUGAAUACCAUCAACAUCCGACACAUCGCCAACUCCAUCCGCACCCACGGCACCGGCAUCAUGAACACCACCGUGAGCUAACAGGAAAAAUGUUCUCGACAUAAGUCCUGUCUCUUUUAAACCUUUUUUCUCAGAAGAGUUUCCCUUUUGUUUUCAGGUGAAUUUUACCUAUCAGUUCCUGCGGAAGAAGUUUUACAUCUUCAGUCAGUUUAUGUACGAUGAACACAUCAAGUCCAGACUCAUCAAAGACAUCCGCUUCUUCAGGGAAACUAAAGACCAGUCUGACCAGAAGGUAAGUUGGGACAUAUAUCGGUUCAUAAUCAUUUGUUCUCUCUCUCUCCACUGACACAAAAAGUUCCUCAGUGAUAUCACCCAGAGGUUUUCCCACAGAUUCCAGACCGGCUCUUGUUAAAUUGUUUUUUUUUUGUUUUAGUAUCCAUUUGAGCGAGCUGAGAAGUUUAACCGUGGCAUCAGGAAGCUUGGUAUCACUCCAGAAGGGCAGAGCUACCUGGACCAGUUCAGACAGCUCAUCAGCCAGAUUGGUGAGGAAACCACACUGAUCAUGUGAAAACAAAACCAACCCCUGAUGAUGGAAAAUAUUUAAAAAAUCAUUUUUUUGUUUGUUUGAUUGUUUGUUCAGGAAAUGCUAUGGGUUAUGUGCGUAUGAUCCGAUCGGGAGGCCUUCACUGCUGCAGCAGUGCCAUCAGGUAAAACUGAGGCGCCUAAACCUGCUUGUAGUUGUGCUCCAACUGCUUUGUUAAUCAGACAGUUUUGGCUGAGUCCAGUUUGAGAAGGUCAUCAACAUAAAUCUAGUAUAAACACUCUUCACUGAUAUAUAUUUUAUUUUCCCAGGUUUGUCCCUGACCUGGAGGAUAUCGUCAACUUUGAGGAGCUGGUGAAGGAGGAGGGACUGUCAGAGGAGACGCAGAAAGCUGCUGGGUAAAGCAUCUUAAAAAUCUGGAUUAUGUCUCAGAGUCACUGGAGCGUUCCAGUCUGACUCUAACAGGCACUUGUUUGUUUGUACUGCAUAAGUUCUGAUGAGACAUUUUUGGUGUGGAUUUGGGUCAUUCUGGGUCCAGGAUCAGCUGCGCAUGUGAAGAAUUCAGUUUGUGUCAAAUGUGUUUUUUUCAUGCAUACAAACAAACUCUCCUCAGUAGAGUCUGCAUUUAAACCUAGAGAGAUAUUUUCAAUGUAUUUCCAUACUUACACCUGCAGAGGGCACUACAGCUUAAAAAUGUCAUGAAACAUCACCGGACGUAUUGCACAGUCCUCUUACAUGACUUUAUAUCAUAUUCAGAGUCCUGGACUCCGUGUUGGGAGAUCUGACCAGUAACUCUGCUGAGGGGACGGAGUACUUCAAGAUGCUGGUGGCCGUGUUUGCACCUGAGUUCCGCAGCGCAAAGAACAUGCACCUGAGGAACUUCUACAUGAUUGUACCCCCUCUGGUCCGUUUCCAUUUCUGUCUUUGCAGCUCCUUAUCAGACUAUUGUCAUUUGAUUAACCCUUGAUUGCCUUCACUUUCUGCACUUUAAAGGGAUAUUCCGGCGUAAAAUUCAUUUAGGGUCAAACACACCGUAACACAGAGUUAGACACCCCCUCAAGAGAUGAAUGUUGUCGACCGCUUGCUUCUCUAGUUAUACCAACUUCAGUAACGACCGCACGAUAGCAAUACAGAGAGCCACGCGCUCAACCAAAACGCCACACUAUAACCACAAAUAAUGUUCAGAACAGCACCUAGCUUCAGCUACAGUGCAUAUAGAGUCCCAGCCAUAGAACUAGCCACCAAACAUCUUUUCAGCUUUGCCUGAUUUCUUUAGCAAAGAGACGAAACACAACUUACCCACUCUCUUCCAGCAGCCGCUUGUUUGUAGCAAGACCUUGGACGAGUCCAUCACCCACUGCAGCGGGGGACGUAGCUCAAGGAAGAACAUUUAUGAUAAUUUAUCAUUUCCUUAGUGUAAUAGUCCUCAUAUUAAUUAUUUUGCACUGCGGACGCAGUAGUUCUUCUGCCUUAGCAUCUUGGUCUGAUUGCAUUUCCAUGAAGUAAUAAUCAUAAAUGUUCUUCCUUGAGCUGCGUCACCCCACUGUACUCCAUAAUGGACUAGCCUGAGAUCUCCAUACAAACAAGCGGCUGCUGGAAGAGAGUGGGUGAGGUGUGUUUAGUCUCUUUACUCAAGAAAUCAGGCAAAGCUUAAAAGAUGUUUGAUGACUAGUACUAUGGCUGGGACCCUGUAUGUACUGUUGAUGAAGUUAGGUGCUGCUCUGAGCAUUAUUUGUGGCUAUAGAGUGGCGUUUUAGUUGAGGUUUGUUUAUGGCUCCUGAGACCUCUGUGUAUUGCUAUCGUGCGGUCGUUACUGAAGUUGGUAUAACUAGAGAAUCAAGCGGUCGGCAACAUUCAUCUCUCGAGGGGGUGUCUGACUCAGUGUUAUGGUGUGUUUGACUCUAACCUAAUUUUACACCUGAAUAUCCCUUUAAUGUUUCUGUUUCUACAUCAUUGCUCUAUUCUGCACUUCCUGUAUCUAAAACAUAUCUGUUCCCUCCCACAGACUGUAAAUUUCGUUGAGCACUCAAUCAGCUGCAAAGAGAAACUCAACAAGAAGAACAAAACAGGCGCUGCUUUCACAGAUGAUGGCUUUGCUAUGGGUGAGAGAGCCUGAAUAAAUAUAGUACUUUGUUUUAAAACACUAUUUGCUUGUGCUGUGAUUCCAUUGUUGACACAUCUCCCUCCUCGUACCUCUCUGUCUUUCAGGUGUGGCGUACAUCCUGAAGCUGUUGGACCAGUAUCUAGAGUUUGACUCUCUGCACUGGUUCCAAGCUGUCAGAGAUAAAUACAAGAAAGAGAUGAACGCGGUGGUCAAAGAGCAGAACGUCCAGUCUGCUAGCCAGGAUGAGAAGCUGCUGCAAACCAUGAACCUGACUCAGAAGAGGCUGGACGUCUACCUUCAGGUACAGUUAUUUAUGAACAAGCAUUGAGGCUGCUUUAAGACUUUAUCCUUUUUUCCCUCUCACAUUUUCCUUCAAAACCUCUGAUUUACAUGAACUUUUUACUCUAAACUCUUUGUCUUCAGGAGUUUGAGCUGCUCCACUUCUCAUUGAGCAGCGCCCGGAUCUUCUUCCGAGCAGACAAGACUGCAGCGGAGGAGACUCAGGAGAAGAAAGAUAAAGGUGAGCUGCUGGUCUGAUGAUUCAUGUCGCCUUUAAUUAUUCAAAACCUCAGGCACAUCCACUCUGUUAUACAGGCUCCUUGUGGGUUAUUUUUCAUUGAUAAAAGGAAAGUACUCAGAUUUGUGAAGGAUGAGGUCUUUGUGUCUUCAUCUGUUCUUUCGAUCUGACAAAUAACUCUUUUUUUUUUUUCCUCCACCAGAAGAAGCUGCCAAAGCUGGAGGUGCUCCAGACGGCUCAACCCCAGCUGAAGCCAACUCAAAGUGAGCCUCAUUGUGGGAACAGAGUUUGAAGAUUGGAGUGUAUGGCAAAGUGAGCAGAAAAAGUGUGAAGAUCACCUGCAGCAGACCGCACUGACACAUGAUUGAAAACAAGAAAAAAGCCCAGAAAACUAUGACCCUCCAUAGAGAAAGAAUGUUGACUUUAAGCAAGACUGCAAAGAAAUGUCUUUUUUUUUUACUUUCUACAGAAACAUCAAUGUAACAUUCAUCAGCUUUGGAUUGUUAUAAAUGAUGAAUUCAGCUUGAAUUUGUAGCAUUUAAACAAGCAGAUGCAGUUUGGAAAAGCCAGGCGGUGUGACAAGCGUUGAGGUGAGAGUGGAUUCUUUUGCUGCGCUGCCUUUGACCCCUUCAGUCUUGAUGGGCUGUCUUGUUUUUCUACAGUAGAAGCCUCAGCUUUGUCUUGAUUCAUGACUUGUUUACAUCUCUGCUUUUCAUUUAAUACUUUGCCAAGUCUUAAUGAGUGUUCAGUGUACUAACUGUGAAUGAUUGUUCAUGGCCUUGAAUGGCAGCUCUGUUCUUAAUACCUCUAUAUGAUAGCACAGUAACGAGGGUAAUUGAGAACAUUUUGUGUAAAAUCCAGUUUGUCAUUCAGUUGUUUUAAGUCCGUAUAUUAUGUUGUUUGAACAUAUGUUUGUGUGCCUUUCUAAUUUGUGGAUAUUAGCUUUGAUUGCCUAAUUAAGAAAUCAAGCAUCCAAACACCCAGGAAGAACAAUUGUUGCGUAGUACAAAGAUUUAAUUAUUCCUCUGCUGUAGUGGAGAUGCUGCAUUACAUUUUUAAUUAACUGAUUUUAUAUCUAUCAACAUGUGGUACAUGUGAAAAAAAGGCCAUCAUCUGGUCAGAAUUACAUUCCAUGAAUUAACUUGAUUGAAAAGAAGCUCUGUAGUCUCUGACGGCUAAUAAAACUGCACUUUCAAUACAAGAGUCCUGAUCCUGAGUUUGUACCUUUUUUCUUUAAACUUCAAUGGAAGAUACAUGUAGUUAAUCAAACAAAUAGAAAGUAAGUAAUUAUUAGCAAUGUGAAUGUUUCCUCUGUUUUAUUGGAUCUGCAUUUUUACUUCCUGCUUACAAACGCAGCGUGAUCUCUUAAUAAAAAGCGGAAAGAAGUCCACAACUUUGUGAAGAGGAAUAAACACAGACACACUGGUUCAGGAAAGCCUUUUCUGCUUUAAUACAAAGAAAAGAAGCACUUUGCUUCAGAAAAUACAAGAAUGGUCUGAUUUUUUUUCUCCCUAAAUUAUCGUUUUUCCGUUUCCUAUGAAAUGCUGCUGUUCACAGCUGUUCAAACAGCUUGAUUGAAAUACAUCCCUCCUUCAGCUUUGGACUCUAAACUCGGGGGGGAAUGAUCUCCUAGUUUGCUUCGUUUUUGGCUGAGAAUCAGGCCUUUCCUUAAAUGACAUUUUAACGUAUUAUUCUGUUGUAAGUGCGACACCCUGUCCAGCAGAUCCAGAAAUGUCCUGUUACAUCCACAUAUUGCAUCCAUGCUCACCUCAUAAAAACGAGGUACAAGGCAGGGCAAAAUAUCUUCCAAAAUAGAUUUCAUAUAUAUAUAUAUAUAUACACAUACAUAUAUAUAUAUAUAUAGCAAUCAUAUAUACACAAUCGUACAUACAUAUACUAAGUUAUGUGAUGCAAAGAAACAAAAAUGUACACAUUUCUUACAAAAUUGUAACAAAGACUGGAAAUUGUUUUGUUGCCCUGAAGCAACAUUUGUGAGGAUUCGGCCACAUUUGAGGAAACCAAAGUCGCCUCCCCGACUUGUGUCAAUGUUCAGCUGGCACAGAAGUCACAGUGAGAGACAUACAGAAUGAAAAAGAAGGGGAAGAAAAGAAAACGGUUUGUUGGUGGAAAUACAGAGGUAUCAGAAUGGAAGAAAAAAGGAGCGAUGAAAAGGGAUGCAUGUGGAAACUUUGCAUGAACCCCCUGACACAAAAAAGGAAAGGAAAAAAGAUGUUUCAGGGAGUGUCAACAUAAAAAAGCACAAACAAAUUUUGUGUUCUUUUAUUACUAAAUAUAGUGCAACAAUAGACAUUGCAUUUCUUUCAACCUUUCACUUGCGUCCCAAGAUAGUUACUUUCCCUGACUUCUUUCUAACACCUGUGAAUACGAGGCGUAACCUUUGUUACUGUUACUGUCCUGUGCCACAAGGUCAGUCCACCGCUCUGCGAGCAAACAGCGGUCAGAUUCAGAGACGUAAACAUAACACAGACCCUGCUCAAAAUGAGACAAAACUUACAGCAGGAACACAAAGAAUAAAAAGUGUUGGUGUUUUGGGCAGCAUGUAAUUUUGGAAGGGCAGGGCAGUUUGGAUGGUGGCGACGACCCCCGCAGUCAUAUAGCCAAAUCCUCGAGGAAUAAAAACCAAGCUAUGUGAACCACAGCACCCCCUCCUGGACAACAGUGCUGUGUGCAGGAACAGGUGCAGCUUUGGACUGGUCGGGCCUUAGAAGGCCUGCUGGGCUGGGUUGUAGUUGAAUGUUGUUGGCACAUGAGGCCUCUCCUCCAGCUUGUCGUACUCCAGAUGAAACUCCUGAAAAACACAACCACAAUUGUGAGAUAAUCACAAAAGUCUGAAUAAGACGGAAAAGUCAAGUAGCUUUGCACAGGGGAGUUUGAUGGAUGAUUGAAACAAAAAGAGGAGGCGCGGUUUUACCUUGGCUACUUUCCUCCAGUUAAGACAAUCAAAGAAGUAGUAAGUUCCCCUCUCAUACGUGUUGGUCUUCAGUGUUGGCUCCAUGCCAGGCGCUCUUGUUAUCCAAACCCGCUCCUCUUUGUGGUACCUCCAGUCCCGGUUAAAGCUGGACAUUAAAAAGUAAAAAAAAACUGUGAUUUUAUGCUGACAAAACAUGACAGCUAAAGAGGACACAAACAGGAACAAUAAUGGAAACAAUUAAAAAGCAGUAAUAUCUCCAACAGUCCCAACAAUAGUUAAAUACUCACAGCUCUACUGCUGCCAGAAGCUGCAGCAGGUCUCCACCGUUCAUGUAGUAAAGGUAGAACAACAGGUCUUCGCCAUAUCGUGCCAGUUUAAUUGCAGCCAACUAGAGGCGGGACAGCAAAGAGGUUACCUCUCUUUCCAUGUAGUUCUCUGCAUAAAGUCUACGUCUACUGGCUGUGUUCAUAAUUACCUUGUCCCUUAUGUGGAUAUUGGUUAGGUAUUCAGAGGGGACAUGGAAAUCUGAAAGGUAACCACAUACUGUGUAUGACAUGUUAUCCUUAAAUAACUGUAGGAUGAAUUUGCACUCUCCUGACAGUAAACAUGAAAGAUUCCUGCUUUUGAUGACAGUAAGUCAUUAUAUGAAGCCAAAACUUACAAAGCACAAACCAAAACAGAGCUAUGUAAAAAUAAAAAAUAAAAAAAUAAAAAAAGAUUUAGAGAUUUAGCUGGUUACCACACACAAAACGAGCCUUGUUACACUACAGAUCUGUCCAUUGGUAGAACUUUCACCCCAUGCAUAGAUUUUACAGGAGCAAAAACAAACAAGUGACCAAAGAAUCACAUGGAUAGUAGUGGGUGUCUUUAGCAGUCAGCUCUCAUCAGCCUUCAUGAAUAUAAUUGUCAAUGUGUAACACAGUCCAAAAUAAAUGGACAAAGUCCCAGUGCCACUUCAGUGACACCCUUUUCAUUUCUAAAGUAGAGUUUGUGUAGAGUGAUCAGCAGCGACCACUGUGUCUAAAAUGCUGACUCAACCUAACUUUCAGUCACAUUAUCAGGCAUGGAGGUGGAGCUGACGUGGGCCUGGAGUCUCCUCUUUCGCCAGAGUUUAUACAGCUAUCCUAGAGUUGAAUUUACUACCUUUUACCACCUUUUUUACUACCUCUAAAAUAUUUUUUAAUACCAACACAACAUUGCGACAUUGUUUUUGUGUGGGGGUAGGUGCACACAGCUGCUGGUGAACGGUGGAUCCUUUGUGUAAUCCAGUGUGCAUCAAAAAUGCACAAAAUUCAGCAUCAAUGGAGAGGUCAUGAUAUAUUGAAAGGGUGAUGACAAAUUUACCACCUAGUCAAAUUGCGUUUACUACCUUUUACUACUUUUACCACUCUAACAUAUUACAUGUUUAUAUCUUACCGAUGUCUUGAGGUCGACAUGGCGAUGACGCCCAUGGUGAGGCAAACUUCGGGUACAAGUUUCUGUCGGCAAAGGAAGUUGCAUUUAGAUUGUCAACAUUGAAACAAAACAUUAAACUGAUACAUGGAAAAAGCACAAACUAAAAAACAGAUAUUUUAAAGGUGCAGUCAAAAGUGGUAAGUUUGAGUAAAAAUACUUAUUUUACUGGACUAUUCAUUUAUCAACCUCAUUUUCUGAAUGUUUAACCAGAAAAAGGUUUCCUUGCUCAUAAAUGCUUUGGGGAACUGUGUUAAUGGUAGGACAGCUUUCUCACUCAGGUGAGUUGAGGUUGAGUCCCAGUGUCGUAAGGUCGCUUCCAAGUGCUAGAUGGACCAUCCCUGGAUCAGUCUCCGCCGCUCGGAUAAACGUCAGCAGGCCUAUCAUGCCGAAUUGGUCUGUCACCAUUCCUGAGGGAAUGUUCGUCACCCGACCUGCAGCAGCAAAGAGAUGAUUCAAGAGUUAACAAACCACUGAAAAAUCAUUCAUAUACAGUUAAUGCUUACUGUCAUACAUUACCUCUAUUUUUCUAACCACAGUGUGUGCAUAACUUGGACCGCAAAUAAGCUGGGUAUGUCUUUAACAAGUGAUGGAGAGAUGAUGAUGGUCUCUGUUAUGGUGAACAUAUUCACUUGGCUUCCUCACUGUAGCCUACCCUUUAAUUAUCUAACCCCAAAUACUGGGUAGAGAGCCCAACUGCCUCACCCAAGUUGUGGGAUUAAGAAGGGAUGUCUCAGUGGAUUUGGAGCGAUACGAUUUGCUGAGAGGUCUCACCAUCGGGCAACACCUGGAUCCCUUUCUUCUGGUUGUUGUUCUGUGCUGAGGCAGUCUUGUCUCCGGGGAACUUGGGUCCAUCUGCAUUGGAUGUGCUCUUGCUUGUGGAGUUCAAGUUCUAUGAAACAAAAGCAAUUUGUUUAAAAAAGAAAAUUAACAUCCAGAAUUCAUUACAAUUAAUUCUCUUUCAUGUUUUAUGUGACACUUACUGUUUUGUUGUCAUCAUUGUUCAACGUGGGGUCCUUGUAGUUUGGGCCAGGCAGUGCAGGGAAGUCCUCAUUAUGGAUGGAGAAGUCCUGUGUCUGUUCGGUUGAUGGCUUUGUCACCAUGCCGACUACAUAAUGAUGAUGAUGAAAAAAAAGAGAUGCAGAGACUGUCAUUCCCCAAGGUAUAGUGGGCAACAAAUCACACACAGUUCUUAUUUAAAUAAAUCAAAAUCUUAGCAGGGAUUAUGAAUCCAGUCCUGAGGCUGACAUUCAUUUAUCUUCUACUUAAUGUGGGAAACAAUAAGAUCUUUUAUGCAGCUUAAUAGCCUACCAUAAGGGGCCCGUCCAGCCAGCGGGUUGAGCACCGGUGUUGGGUUUCCAGUCCCUUCUCUCCGACUCCUGUCUGCUAAUGCAGGAAAGUCUGACAAAUCCAGACCCGUUACAUUUUCACUCCCAUCUGCAGCAAUAGGAAGGUUAGGAACAUUUAAUAUGUAAUGGCCCCACUGAUGCAAUUUAUCACUUAAUAAAUGUGGCAAUGAUUAAAAUAAAAAAAAUAACCCUGCAAUAAUAAUAAGUGUUUUUAAGUUUAUUUUAGUGUUAUAAAAUGGAGCCUUAUCUUUUUAAAUUGAUUUUCACUGAGCCUACGAGUGCAUUUUUAAAAUACUGCUAAUACUCCUUGAAACAAAAUUAAAACAAAACUCCUUGUGACCCCUUUUAUUUAUAUAUUUACCUUUUUUUUUUAACAUACUAACCUGUGCCAUUGAAUAUGUUGCUCGAUAAAGGGUUGUUCAUCCCAAAAGCUUGGUUACGGUUCAUUCCAAAUCCCGACAUGCUGCAGUGACAAAAGAAAGCCAAAGCAAUAGAUAAGGCCAAUUUCCCAAAGCUGACUUUUCAAAAAAGAAAGUUUAAGAUCAGUAGCUGUCUACUGUGGAUUUAACACUCCAGUGGGCAUGUAUGGGUGUAAGGCAGGAUCUGCAUACCUGUUUAUAGUAAAGGGCUGGCGUGCCGGCUGCUGUUUCGGCAUACAGAUGAUGCUGGGUGAGCUUCGGUUGGGGCUGCCGAGCCCCGAGCUGCCCAUACUGUUGGUCCUGCCGCUCAUCCCAAUGCCUUGUCCGACCUGAGAGUGGUUCAGCAUGUUCCUUGUGUUCAUCGGCAAUGUCCCCCUUUGAACAUGAAUAGAUCUGGUUUAGUGGAUUAUGAUCAAUUUUUUUAAAUAUGUUUUUAACUGACAUUUCCUGUUACAUGGUUGUUAUUUUAAUGUAAUGAACCAUACAAGCAUUCAUUUAAAAACCCUGACACAUAACUGAGUACCUGCUUGGUGAAGGAGGGGUAUGGAGGGACAUGGUAGGGACACCAGUUGUGGGGGUAAUAUGACUCGAUAGCUGCGUGCCUUGUGUUAGAUUUCUGUUUAACUGAGGCGUGCUGUUCCCCAUGCCCCUUAUCGAGAAGCCAAGUGCACCUGCAACAACAAAAAAGGAAAACAAGAGGUGAACAUGAAGACUUCAGUGUAUUCCUCAGCAAAUUUUCACAUAUUGAAAAUCUAAUUAACACUUACUUUGUGGGCCGUACAAACUUGCACCAAGCUGUGACAGCUGCCCUGAUGAUGAUGGUGAGGGAGAGGAGAGCAUCUGCAGGAUAACAAGAGAACAGUGAGAUCAGUAAGAGGAUAUUUACACCGUUUUACCGAGGAUGGGCAAAGUGUAGGGUACACAUCAAGCACUCACGUCUUUGUCCGACCGAUGUGGGAACAUCGACGGUUGGUUGUAGUACAUGCUUUCAUCUGCGAAGUCGUUGUCGACAACCUCCACGAACUCAACAAAUUUUUUUCUAGCACCAAACAUGCCUUUCGUCACCUGGACAGAGGGAAAAAGUCUGGCAUAGAGUAAAACCUUAGACAACAGCAAAAACAUAGUUUUAUACACUUCAAAUUCCCAACCAAGAUACAGUUGUUGACUUUAUUACCUCAUGUUGCUACUUUAAAAACUUUUAGGUUAAACUAAAUAUCUCAAUUGAGACAAUGUCAUUAUCAUGAAUCUUGUUUCUUAGCACUUGGGCAAACAAAAUGACCCAGUUUGUUGUCAACUUAUUCAACUCAGUCCAGCACUAUUCUGGCGUUUAUCAGGAUUCAAACUCUAAACUGUGGCUAUUGAAACAUUCAUUAAAACUACUUUGCAAUUAACGGUGACAAAAUAAGUAUCCUGGCUUCUUCUUUUCCAGGAACUUUUGAAAAGUGUUUGUCUAGUUUGUUAUGAAUGAACGCAUAUGGGUAAAAAGUUCUGCUUCUCUAACAGUGUUAAGUAUACAUUUCAUCUGUAACAUUAGCUUACCAAGAUUGCUGACGGCACAACUUAACAUUAUAUAUUUGCAUGUUAUACUUUCAAGGUAUUGGUCUCUAUUAGAUGUGAGAUAAAGGGUUAGGGACUUGACUCUGAAGAGUUCAAAUACAGCAGCGAUGCUAACCUGCUAGUUAGCUGCUAGCGUUAGCAGUGAAUCUGUGUCAGCUAAGAUAGUCAUAAUAAAAGCGGACUGACUGCCACAACAAACUUUACCCUUUAAACUACAAAACACCUACACUUCAGCAGCAAACAGCAGUCAGUAUAAGGCACUAAUACAGGCCCUCUAUGGCUGCAUGUAUCCACAGUCCGUUUUCUGGACUCGGUGUGAAGCUCCGUUUGCAGCAGCAGCAGCAGCAGCAGCUACAGAAGCUAAAGGCUAAUCACCUCAGCGUUAAAACGGUGGAGUUUUCAUACAAAGGCAACACAAACAGCUGCGGCCUUCAGCUUGAGUUUGUACCGCAGAGAUAAAUUUAAUAAAAAGUGCAAAAUCCUCACCGCAUCAAUUUCUCUUCUCUACGUUAGAUCCAAGAUGGCUGUGUAUAUUCACAAUCGCAAAGGGAUAGCCUUUACCCUUUGACCUUAGAACCUGCUGACCACUUCCGUACACAAAACUGAACCCGUCCAAUAAUAUUUCAGGAAAGUGUGCUCGUCUUUCCACAGGGAGCUUACUGGAUAAAAGCCAAACAGGGAGAAUAUACUUGAAAUAUUAUUAAAACUGUGUAUCUUUCACAGAGAAAAUAGAAAAAGACACAAAAGUGGGAAAAAUUAUGAAAAAUUAAUUCAUUUUACGAGCAAUUUUACUCAAAAUAUCAAUUAAUCAAUCAACCAAUCAAUCAAAGUUUAUUUAUAUGGCAUUGUUCAUACAAAUGAAAUUGCAGCUCAAAGGGCUUUACAUCAGGAGAAAAAAAAUAAAAGUUAUUAUUAUUAUUAUUAUUAUUAUUAUUAUUAUUAUUAUUAUUAUUAUUAUUAUUAUUAUUAUUAUUAUUAUUAUAAAUAGACUUAAACAGACAAUAAAAUAUGGACUUGAAUUUAUUAAUAAAAGAAGGUAAAAAGUGAUACUAAAAAAAUAAAUAAAUUAUAAUAGUAAUUAAAAUAAUGAAACUUUGCAUAAAAACCAGGCUAAAUAGAUAAGUUUUUAGGUUACGUUUAAAAUUUUAAAAUAUUUGCAGCAUGUCUCAGACCCUCUGGAAUUUACUUUCACAGUUUUGGAGCAUAGCAGCUAAAAAAAGCAUCACCAAUUUUUUUUUGUUCUGCUCUGUGGAAUGACUAAAAGAGAAGAUUGAGAGGAUCUGAGAGGCUGCCCCAGUUCAUAAAUUAAAAUCAUCUUUGAAAGGUAUUCUGGUGCCAGGCCAUGUAGAGCUUUAUAAACUAGUAAAAGAAUUUUAAAAUCAAUGCGAAAACUAACAUGCAGCCAGUGCAAAGACUUUAAAAUGGGUGUAAUAUGAGCUCUUCCCCUGGUCCUAGUCAAAACUCUUGCAGCAGAGCUUUGGAUCAGUUGGAGCUGGUUUAUUGUGCUUUUUGGUAGACCAGAGAGGAGAGCAUUAUAGUAGUCAAGCCUGCUGGUUAUAAAAGCGUGCAUUAGUCUCUCUGUCUUGAAUACUUAACAUACUUUUAUGUAUUUAAGUAUAAAAGACAAGACGAUAAUAAAACCAUUAAGACAAGACACCAAAGCAACAAACAAACAAAACAAAAAAUGCCAUAAGACAGGACAUCAAAAACUUAACUUGUAUUAUACAGUCCUUGGUACAAACAACAUUAUUCCUCAAACACAACAGUGAACAAGUGUGUCUUUCCUUCGCUUUAAAUAUACCUGUCUAUAAUCUAGAUGAAGACUGUAACAUAAAGUUCGUACAUAGAAUGAGAAAACCUGCACUUCUACUUUCUCAUGACUUAAGGGAACACACAGGAAAGCAGUCAGCAAAGUGCCCAAACAGGCAUGUAUGGUUUCACAAGGUCUGUCAAGUACAAGCGUACAUUGCCAACUACUUUUUUUUUUUUUUUUUUUACACCAAAAGUAGCUUUUCCAAAUCUGCUCCAGCCUGAGCAAGCCAGUAAAGUCUUGAAUAAGAACCUCAGCAUCUUUAAAUGACAGGGUUGAUUCUAUCUUGGCAUUUUCUCUGAGAUGGAUAACGACACUCUUGUCACCUCUUCUAAUAUGACUCAGACGGAGAAAAAAAUGCCAAGAUUCUUCACUCUGUUUCUACAAAGAAUUACACAGUCAUCCAGUGACAGAGUAAUAUUAUCUUAAAAAUAAAACUCAGUCUUGCUGGUCCAAAAACCAAUCUUCAAUCUUAAAAAAUGUGACAUCUUUCCCACUGGUGGCUGGUACAGUGUAAAGAAUAGUAAACCUAAGAUGGACCCCUGGGGGACCCUGUGCCUUAAAAACAAAAAGGUGUCAGCACUAGUUUAUAACUCAUAAUAAAGAAAAUUAACAGCAGCGUAAAGGAAACAAACACUCCAGGAUUUCAUUAGCUUGUCCAUGCCAAAUAGUACAGGACUUUGAGAUAUUGUUGUUAUCGAGCCAGCUGAGAUCUUCUUGACAGUUAAGGUCUUGACCAAUGAAGCAACUGAACUGAAAUGCCUAAAUGUGGAGCUCUGCCUCCCCCCAGUGAUCAAAAACAUCUUGCAUUUUAAAAAUAGUGUGCUGUAGCUCCAUGCUUACAAUGGCAAAUAUCUUUCCUCAUAAUAAUGUCAGUAUUCAUGGCACAAUGAUCCCCCCC